AUGGAACAGGAGAAAUAUAUUGGCAGUGGUCACACCCUCUAAAAAGGAAUCUUGAAUCUUGAUGGAUACAUUCCAUUUGUUAAUUUUGAUUCGCCGCUGUACCAAAUCAAAGGAGAGGUCUUUUAAGUUGGCCCUAAGAAACUCUAAGAAUUAGAUAGACUUGAGAUGCUAGAUAUGGAUGGAGGCUAUGAAAGAGAUCUUAUUGACAUAUACUUAGUUACAGACGAUAAAGACUAGAGAAUAAGUGAUGGCAAAGUUGUGAAGGCAUACAUCUAUACAAACAUUUAUCAUGACAUGAGAGUAGUAAGAGAGUAUGUAGAUGAAGGUGAUUAUAAGAAAUUCGUAAUGAGCUAAUCAUAGAAAAAAAGAGAUAACAUGAUUACUGAUAAAAUAUACUUUUGCUGA
Molecule: messenger RNA, 405 nt
Organism: Stylonychia lemnae
Lineage: Eukaryota; Ciliophora; Spirotrichea; Sporadotrichida; Oxytrichidae
Source: the annotation of a GenBank genome assembly